This is a messenger RNA of Daucus carota subsp. sativus, 954 nucleotides long. RefSeq names its product putative lipid phosphate phosphatase 3, chloroplastic. Gene Ontology annotation, biological process: phospholipid metabolic process. The record is from RefSeq and is a predicted model, not a curated record. Lineage: Eukaryota; Viridiplantae; Streptophyta; Magnoliopsida; Apiales; Apiaceae. Gene Ontology annotation, molecular function: phosphatidate phosphatase activity.
AGGGAAAGGGAGGUUGAGCAUGGUAUGCAUACUAUCAGGUCUCAUGGAACCACAGUUGCUAGGACUCACAUGCAUGAUUGGUUUAUCUUGCUUUUACUUUCUGUGGUCGAGAUCAUUUUAAAUAUCAUACACCCAUUCAAUCGCUUUGUUGGGAAGGAUAUGAUGUCGGAUCUUAAGUAUCCAUUGAAAGACAACACAGUAUCAUUAUGGACUGUUCCGAUGUAUGCAGUUUUGUUACCUAUAAUUGUUUAGCUCUUCUAUAUCCUGAGAAGAAGCGUCUAUGAUCUGCACCACAGUAUUUUAGGCCUACUGUCCGCUGUACUUAUAACUGGAGUUCUCACGGAUUCAAUAAAGAAUGCAGUCGGCCGGCCUCGGCCUGAUUUCUUCUGGCGCUGCUUUCCUGAUGGCAAAGAAUUGUACGACCAAUUCGGCAAUGUCGUAUGCCAUGGUAUAACAAAUGAGAUACGGGAAGGACGUAAAAGUUUCCCAAGUGGUCAUGCUUCAUGGUCCUUUGCAGGAUUGGGAUUUCUUUCUUUGUACUUAGCUGGAAAACUUAAAGCAUUCGAUGAGAAGGGAAAUGUGGCAAAAAUUUGUACUGUGUUGCUUCCUCUUCUUGUUGCAGCUCUUGUUUGUGUAUCUCGGGUAGAUGACUAUUGGCAGGAUGUGUUUGCUGGGGGACUCUUGGGGCUUGUGAUGGCUACCAUAUGUUAUCUUCAAUUCUUCCCACCACCAUAUCACACUAAUGGCUGGGGUCCUCAUGCACAUUUUGAUGUUGUUAGCGAGGCACGUUCAACUCAAUUUCCGGUAACUCUGUCAAUGAUAUAGAGAUGCAUGUGACGCAGUCACAAGCUGCAAGGACUUCAGAAUUUGUGACAAUACCUUUGGGACAUAAUUCAAGUUCAAUGCUAAAUGAACUUCAAGCUGAAAAAAUGUGACAUUUUUACUCUAUAGUUU